AUGGAAACCCCACGCCGGUGCAUCGGCCAUGCUUGUUCCCGUGACGCUAUCUGGACAGAACUGGCGCGAGAAAGUCGCAUACACAAAUGGCGUUAUUGCGAGAGGACGAUAAAGGCACUCUUCGAUAUGCUGACGUGCGUCUUCGAAGGUGCUCCUGAGAACAUCAGACCACGACUGGCACGCUCACUGGCCUGUCCACUAGUACAACUACUAAGGCUCGCUCUGAAGCAGUUCGCCGAGGUGAUCACGUGGCCCCUCUUCGCCGAACAGGUCCAGGACUCAGUGGAACAGCUGGCCACGCUGCUACUUCACUUGGCCAACUGCCAGAACGGUAGUUCAUCGCCAACAUUAUCACCCCCUUCAACAACAGCAUCAUCGAUGACGUUACCGCCGUCAUCGCAAACUUCGUCGCCAUAUUCGGCACCAACGUCAUCAGUUCCAUCUACAUCUUCGCAGGCGUCCAUGCAGGCUUCAACGCAGGGUCCAAGCUCUGCCCCUGCAGAAAACGACGAGACAGGCAGCCCAGCUAGUGUCCUUAUGUCUACAACUGUCCCCACGCAAAUAGGAACUAACGCUUCAAUUACAAUUUCAACUAUCAUAAGCACAUCUACGUCGCCUAUUCUUUCAUCCACUAGUAAUGAGAUCACAUCGAUGCAGCCGACAGAAGCAGGCUCACCGUUUACGGUGACGCGCUCUCCAAGGACCGAAGUCAAUAGUGACUCAUCGAACACGACCACCACUGAAAGGCUUUCUACUACGCAGAGGACAAUUUUGACAAGCCUGACGAUAGCAGAUGUGAAUGCUACAUCUGAUGCUACGACGCAGAUUGGGACGUCUGUCACGCAAGCCAGCACUUCAAGAAUCUCUGCUUCUAUAACGACAGUUUCUCCAUACAACCUGACAACAACGACAGGUGAAACAACCGAGCCUCAAAAUAGCAAUACACCAAUAAGGGUGACUACAAUUUUCCCGACGUCAAAUAUCCCCACCGGUUCCACAGUCAGCGUACCGUCCGACAGCAGCAGCAUUAAUGGGACGUCGCCGACGGAGGGCCAAACUAUCAGUCGUGCGACAACGGCGAGCAAUUCAAGCCCGGGCACCAGUUCGGAUGGCACAAGCUUCUGGCCGUCGUUGCCAUCUCCCUCAAAUACAUUUAAUCCCGAAACUUCCAGCACUGUUUCCGACCAGAGUUCGGCCAACAACUCCACACCCGUUACGACGGCGACAUAUCGCAGCACCCACAUGACGUCAUUUAUGACCGUAUCGUCCGUGACUUCGACAGCAAGUCUUUCCACUAGUGCCUCGACGAUGCAAAGUAGCAACGAAACGCCAGAACGGACACCUACUGUCUCAACGGCAGUGACAUCUGCCAUCCCGACUACAGGGUCAUUGGCAUCAUGCGUCAACAUUACGCUGCCAAACCUCUUCGGUCUCGACACGUGCCUUGGACGCACUCUUGACGCUUGCACUACUGACAACGAUGUCUACAAGAUCGCAGGAAGCGUGGUCACGUGCACAAUCCGGGUACUCAGCACAUCCCUGAGCCUGCAGUGCGUGCUUGCUUCAGCCAAGGAGAUCAUCGUUGCGGCGUUCAGCAGAUUCAGUUCAGAAGGAGACGACAGCCUCGCGAGUGUGCUGAGUCCUUUCAAAUGCAACAAUAUGGCUCUCGAUGGGCUGUCCUGCAGCGGCAACUUGCGCUUGACAUUUCCAAGAAGGUUCGCAAAGUGCAUGAACGGAAGCACUGAAGUCUGCAGAGGACAGGAGCCUAUUCAGGAACAUCUGGUAUCUUCUCUGCUGAACCAAGUCAAGUGCAUUCUGGUCACGAUUGUCGGCGACGCCCCUUCGAGCGUCCUCUCGGAAAUCCUCUGCGAGGUGUCGUCCGUUCUGGCCGAGAAGGUCCGCCAACUGCCCUACUUCGGAUUCCUGCGCAGCUUGCUCAAGCCGGUUCUGAAACUUCUCAGGAGGAUCGUCGGAUGUGAAUAAAAACCACCGCAUGUAUCCAGCUACUGCCGUUUGUUCACCGUGAAUUUUACAGAGCAAAGAAGGUCGCUUGCAGCGCCAAGUGAUUUUUUUUACCUGGAUCUCAUUAUGCAACAUUAAAAUUGGCUGUAUGACGA
Messenger RNA from Dermacentor andersoni, 2117 nucleotides. RefSeq lists its product as uncharacterized. NCBI's taxonomy places the organism in Eukaryota, Metazoa, Arthropoda, Arachnida, Ixodida, Ixodidae. The record is from RefSeq and is a predicted model, not a curated record.